This is a messenger RNA of Salvelinus fontinalis (brook trout), 4433 nucleotides long. It is a transcript of the gene cyp4f3, whose product is annotated as cytochrome P450 4F3. Gene Ontology annotation, molecular function: monooxygenase activity; oxidoreductase activity, acting on paired donors, with incorporation or reduction of molecular oxygen; heme binding. Bases 614 to 2242 code for a protein of 542 amino acids. The record is from RefSeq and is a predicted model, not a curated record. NCBI's taxonomy places the organism in Eukaryota, Metazoa, Chordata, Actinopteri, Salmoniformes, Salmonidae. The transcript is spliced from 13 exons.
GAUGACCCCAAAGCGAUUUUUUUUUUAAAGUCCAUAUUGAUACAAAAACAUGAAACAAUUAUUCAGUUUUGUUAAGAACAAGUUGAUUGGCAAAAGUCAUGAAACAUUGGAAGAAUUGAAUAAACCACAUUUGGGCUAUGAUAAAAAUGAUGCCUCUGGGGUCAGAAUGACCAGUCGGGUAGCUUGAAGGUAAACCUCCUCUAGUGUGGGAGAGCAGUGGAGAAUCACAGAGUAGGCUAUAUGGGAGUUGUAGUUUUAAGGAGGCCAGUGGUAAAACAAUAGCCUACAUGCCUACAGUAUGCAAUGUAACUGUAUAAUGUAACCAUACAGUGCAACACAUCCAUUAAAAUAUCAACACCCACAUGGUGACAGUGGUUCUCUGCUUUCCAGGCCUGUCUCCCAAAUGACACCCUAUUCCCUUUAUAGUGCACUACUUUUGACCAGGGCCCAUGGGGUUAGAGCAUGUAGGUUCCUGUUGUCAGUUCCUGUUGUCUGUUGAGUCAGUCUGUGGUGUUAGAGGUUAAGAUAAAAAGAUGUUGAACGGGUGCUGGGGUGAGACUGUCUCAGAGCACGAGAGGAACUAAAACAAGCCAGUCAGAUCUUCUAAGAAAGGAUGGCUGUUAUUGAUGCAGUGCUGGAUUGUCUGCUAGAUGGACUCCUGGGUCUGGGUCGUCUCCUGUCUCCUCUCUGCUCCCUCUUUGUUCUCCUCCAGCUCUCGGCUCUGGUUGUCCUCCUCCUCCUGUCCCUCCGUGUUGUCUGUCUGCUGUGGAGCCAUGCUCAGUUCACCAGACGUCUCCGGUGCUUCAGUAAGCCCCCCACACAAAACUGGCUAAUGGGACACCUAGGAGAGAUGCGGAGCACGGAGGAGGGCCUGCAGGCGGUAGAUCAGCUGGUAAGAACCUACAGCCACUCCUGCUCCUGGUUUCUGGGCCCCUUCUACUCCCUGGUACGACUCUUCCACCCUGACUACAUCAAGCCUCUGCUGCUGGCACCAGCUUCCAUCACAGUCAAAGAUGAGCUGUUCUAUGGGUUCUUGAGACCAUGGCUGGGACAGAGUCUUCUCCUGAGUAACGGAGAGGACUGGUCUCGUCGUAGACGUCUACUCACUCCUGCAUUCCAUUUCGACAUCCUCAAGAACUAUGUGAAGAUCUUCAACCACUCCUCCGACGUCAUGCAUUCUAAGUGGCGCCGCCUGGUGGCCGAGGGAGAGAGCCACCAGGACAUGUUCAGUCACAUCAGCCUGAUGACUCUGGACAGUCUGCUCAGAUGUACCUUCAGCCACAACAGCAACUGCCAGGAGAGCUCCAGUGAGUACAUAGCAGCCAUUUUUGAGCUGAGCACCUUGGUGAUCGAGCGGAGAGGACGUAUCCUGCACCACUGGGACUGGCUGUACUGGAGGUCCCCAGAGGGACAACGCUUCAAACAGGCCUGCAGUGUAGUACACAGGUUCACCAGGACUGUUGUCCAGGAGCGCAGAGCCCAGCUUCUCCACAAGGGGGAGCCAGAGAGCCACACUGACAACACAGGAGGGGAGGAGAAGAGGAAAAGAGUAGCAGACUUCAUUGAUUUGUUACUGCUGUCAAAGGAUGAGGAAGGCCAUGGUCUCACAGAUGAGGAGAUAAAAGCAGAGGCAGACACUUUCAUGUUUGGAGGUCAUGACACCACGGCCAGCGGGAUCAGCUGGGUUCUGUAUAACCUGUCUCAGCAUCAGGACUACCAGGACCGCUGUAGAGCCGAGGUCAACGACCUGCUACAAGACCGAAAGACAGAGGACUUAAACUGGGAGGACCUGAGCAGCCUCCCCUUCACCACCAUGUGUAUCAAAGAGUCUCUGAGACUGCACUCCCCCGUGUCUGCUGUCACCAGACGAUACACUAAGGACAUCACGGUGCCAGGUGGACGGGUCAUACCACAGGGUAGCAUCUGUCUGGUGAGCAUCUAUGGGACCCAUCACAACCCUGAGAUCUGGCCUGACCCAGACGUCUACAACCCCAUGCGCUUUGACCCUGAGAACUCAAAGGACCGUUCAUCCCAUGCCUUCAUACCCUUCUCUUCAGGACCUAGGAACUGUAUAGGUCAGAAGUUUGCCAUGGCGGAGCUGCGUGUGGUGGUGGCGCUGACCUUGAGGAGGUUCCGUUUGACCCCUGGGGGGGUGGAGGUGAGGAGGCUACCCCAGCUGGUGCUCAGGGCCGAGGGGGGGCUGUGGCUGACGCUGGAGACCCUAGACACCCCCCAGGACUAACCCACCUCCAUCUCUCCUCUAUGGAUCAGACCUAGAGAAACUGAUUUCAUGAUUUUACUGUAUAAACAUACACUGAGUAUACAAAACGUUAAGAAUACCUUAACACAGUAAAAUACAUAGGCCUAAAGCCGACAAAUAAAAACAGUCAAAUCAUAGGCCUAAAGCCGACAAAUAAUAACAAUAAAAUCAUAGGCCUAAAGCCGACAAAUAAAAACAAUAAAAUCAUAGUUCUAAAGCGACAAAAUAAAAGACAAAUAAAAACAGUAAAACAUCCUGAUGAAAGUGCAGGUUCUCAUGAAUCUCUCUACUCAGCCUCUCUGUCUUGACUUGAGCUAUGACUCAACGUUAUCAGGACAGAGAAACCACAUACAUGCUCUUUGUUCUCUCAGUUGGAUAGAAAAAUAAACCGGUACUUGUUGUUUCUCACAAGUGUAUCAGGUUGUGAACUCUGCAAAUAACGUUUCCACUCCGGGAAGGAGAACGGUAAAUGACUGGAAUACAUGCAUUAAUAUGAAUAUAACCACAUGACGGGAUGAACGGUACAUCUACUAUGCCUACUGGCUACAUAUAUGAUGGAGAAUGGAACAAAACAAACAAUCGAAGAGCACACAAUUCACAACAAAGAAACAAUGAAAGUGCAAGAAUUGCCAGGAGACAGCAGAGGGAACAUUCUGGAGGGCUGAGAGCAUGCAUUCUGGAGAGAGACUGCAUUCUGGAGAGAGAUGCCCAUAUCUUCUUCUUGUUGCAUCAUUUUAAAUUAGUCUCGAAGACACAUUCGCUUCACACAUUUUAGAUGUUUUCCACUGGCAGCCACAACUCAAUAAUCAGCUAAGCCUAUUGCCAUAGGCUACCUGCCGCUUAUGAUGCUCUGUGGCUAAGUUAAGCUCUCUGGUAAAGUAUUUUGAAUUAUUUUAUUUAGACAGGAGUAAUUCUAUAAUGUUGGUAAAACAUCAAUUACUUUAGGGGAAGCCAGCAUCUGAACAGUGCACCGUGCACCCCUAACUUUCCUUUCUAAUUCACAAGUAGGCUGAAACCAGAGAUAAACAUAUAUAAUGACGAGAUGCUGAUGUCUCCGUCCUAACAAUGUGAGUCGUCCCAAAGGCGGGAAUGUAGGCUACAAGUUUAGGUCUGCAUAUCAUACCCAUAGAAACGCAUUGGGUUAAUUCAGGAUAUAUUUUGGCGAGAGUGAGCCCUCUCGCUUCCCCUAAUCCUCUGUGCUGAAACUAGAGAGAGAAACAGCGCCCCUCUGUUUCCUGAGGUGUAGACCAUGUAUCUGAUGCUAUCUGGCAGGAAAAAGUACUACAUGCCAUACUCCUUUUGUCCAGACAGCAUCAUUUACAGAGACAGAGGGACGCUUUUUCGCUCGCUCGAAUGCUUUAUCUGAGAUUGAUGCCUCUUAUUGUCGGCGCGCGUCUUGGUCAAAUAAAUGUUCAAUAUUUAUAUAUUUUAUUAGACGGUCAAGGACGUAGGUAAGGGCAGGCCAGCCCCCCUAGUUCCCGCCCAUAACGCCUACCGCCCAUAACAUUCCAGGCGCACCAGUUUGUGUCAAGAAGUGCAACGCUGCUGGGUUUUUCAGGCUCAACAGUUUCCCGUGUGUAUCAACAAUGGCCCAUCACCCAAAGGACAUCCAACCAACUUGAGAACAACUGGGAGAAGCAUAGGGUGGUACUGUAGGUAGCCUGGCACUUAAGAGCAUUGGGCCAGUAACUGAAAGGUCACUGGUUUGAAUCCCCUAGCAGACUCGGGGGAAAAAUCUGUCGAUGUGCCCUUGAUCAAGGCACUUAUCUCAAUUCGCUCUACAUAAGAGCGUCUGCUAAAGUGUAAAAUGGGCCAGCAUCCCUGUAGAACACUUUCGACACUUUGUAGAGUCCAUGCACAAAGAUUUUAAGCUGUUCUGAGGGCUAAAGGGGGGGGCAACUCAAUAUCAGGAAGGUGUUCCUAAUGUUUUGUCCACUCAGUGUACGUCAGCUGAAACAUGUAUUAGAACAUAAAUAUAUAUAGAAACAUUUCAAUGCACAGUGAAUGUAGGUCGGCCUACUGAAUGUAUGUGAACAUACAUUCAUUAAGUACUUUUUUAUCUGAAUUGUUAAUGUGAUUUUUGUAAGCUAUUUUUCUGCAGUGUGCGUGCAUUGUUAUUUUGAGAUUCAAUAAACAUAGCCUUGAUGAGUACUGUGCUAGCAUGUGAACCAGA